This is a messenger RNA of Alosa sapidissima (American shad), 902 nucleotides long. RefSeq lists its product as uncharacterized. The record is from RefSeq and is a predicted model, not a curated record. The transcript is spliced from 4 exons. The coding region runs from base 121 to 615 and encodes 164 amino acids. Gene Ontology annotation, biological process: dolichol-linked oligosaccharide biosynthetic process. Lineage: Eukaryota; Metazoa; Chordata; Actinopteri; Clupeiformes; Clupeidae. Gene Ontology annotation, molecular function: hexosyltransferase activity.
GACCCCGGAGAAAACGAAGAAGCAGACAGCUGUCGAGAGAUUUCCGCAAACAACGUGAAGUGUGAUCCUGCUGGUGAUUGUAAUUUAAGUCAUUAGUACCUGUGUUAUUUAACUGUUGCCAUGAAAUGCGUGUUUGUAACAGUCGGAACGACAAGAUUUGAUGAACUGAUCGAAACUAUGAUUUCUGAGGAUACAGUUAAGGCUUUAAUUGAUCGUGGUUACACAGAAUUAGUCCUUCAGGUUGGUUAUGGUUCGCACCUCCCUGGCCCUGAAAGCUGUUCAGGACUGAAGUUGGAUGCUUUCCGUUUUAAAGAUUCUAUAUCGGACGAUAUGAAAAGAGCUGACCUCGUCAUCAGUCACGCAGGGGCUGGAAGUUGUCUUGAAGCUCUCGGGGCACAGAAAGCACUCCUUGUCGUGAUCAACGACAAGCUGAUGGACAAUCACCAGCUCGAGCUUGCCAAGCAGUUGCAUUGCGAUUCACACCUUCUGUACUGCACCUGCAGGACUCUGACUGAAACAUUGAAGACCAUGGAUUUCUCCACACUGACACCUUUUUUACCUGGUCAGCCACAAAACUUUGCAAAAUUCCUGGACAAAGCACUUGGAUUUGCCUGAUGGAGACACAGACCUUAACCAGCAAACUGAAUAAUUUUCAAGUGAAUUCUGAACGGAAUCAUUCAAAAGUGUUAGGAGGGAUUACUCUGCUCGGAACAGACUACUGAGGAGAAAUGUCUGGUUAAAACAGGGUGGGCAAAACAUGGAUGGAGAUAUUUGGCUAAGAAUGACGGCAGACUAUGGCAGGUUCAGCUUGAAGGCUGUUGAAAGGUAUUUUCUGUUGAUUGUUUUUUUGGGUACUGAUGAUUCAUCUGUCUACCCACAUAAAGUACAUUUGUCAAUCCUCA